Messenger RNA from Talaromyces atroroseus, 1158 nucleotides. RefSeq lists its product as hypothetical. The coding region runs from base 1 to 1158 and encodes 385 amino acids. Gene Ontology annotation, molecular function: dioxygenase activity. The transcript is spliced from 4 exons. The record is from RefSeq and is a predicted model, not a curated record. NCBI's taxonomy places the organism in Eukaryota, Fungi, Ascomycota, Eurotiomycetes, Eurotiales, Trichocomaceae.
AUGUCUUCUACUACCACCACGAGUCUUGGCCUGAAGCCAUACACCCCGCCGCCACAAACUAAGGAAGACUUGCAAUGGGCCGAUCUUGAGGGCCUCGAUAUCUCCCUGCUCGAUAAGCCAGGCGGCAAAGAAGCGUUGGCAAAACAAGUCUUGAAAUUCAUCAAUACAAAUGUAUCCAGGAAAGAGGAUACUGAGGAUCAAAAAACUGACAUCGUUGCUUACAAAGGGUUCUUUUAUGUCACCAACCAUGGACUUACAAACGAGCAAGUCAACCGCCAAUAUGCCAUUGCCGAUGCGCUUUUUGAGCUGCCCCUCGAAGAGAAGUUGAAGUACCUCUGCAACAGCGAAGUGGGAGAUUUUAGGGGAUACAAGCCGCGUUCGACCGGCGAGCUCAGUGCACGCGAUAACGAUGAGCGGUACAAUAUCCCUAAAUUCACAAAAGAGCAUGAGCGAGAGCAUCCCCAGUUGAUAUGGGAUUAUUACGAGGAAAUCAAAGAGUUUUCCUUGUACAUUCACAACAAAAUUCUCCUGCCAUUACUUCGUCUUUUCGCAUUCGUGCUAGAAAUUGAUGAAGAGUCUCUUGUGCAAAUCCAUCGGUACGAAGAAAAGGGGCUUGAAUAUCUGAGAUAUAUGAAGUAUUAUCCGCGGUCAGUCGAAGAAGAUGCCAAGCUAGGUAAUCUCUGGGCUAAGGGACACACUGACUACAACACAUUGACCUUCCUCUUCCAUCAGCCAGUGGCAGGUCUGCAAGUACUCCAAAACCCCGAAGAUAGCACGUCAUGGAGAUAUGUCAAGUCAGAGCCUGGGUCCAUUAUUGUCAACAUUGCAGAUGCUCUUGAAUUUUUGAGCGGCGGGUUCUUAAAGUCUACGGUUCACCGUGUUGUACGCCCGCCUCCUGACCAAGCAGAGAAGCCAAGACUGGGGUUGAUAUAUUUUGCAAGACCAGAGGCUGCGAUUCGCAUGGAGCCUCUCAAGAGCCCAUUGUUGCAGAGAAUGGGCAUACAAGUGCCUGAGGACCAUUUGAAGGCAUUGGAGGGUGUGACAACUGAAGAAUGGGCUCGAGCUAGGAUUGCAAAAGAUCAUCGAUUCAGGACUGGGAUUGUUAAUCAACCGGAGAGAGAUAUUUUUGCUGGGGUUCCGCAGAAGUACUAUGACUGA